Procambarus clarkii (red swamp crayfish) is the source of this 2388-nucleotide messenger RNA. Its product is annotated as crustacean hyperglycemic hormones-like. Gene Ontology annotation, molecular function: neuropeptide hormone activity. Gene Ontology annotation, biological process: circadian rhythm. Lineage: Eukaryota; Metazoa; Arthropoda; Malacostraca; Decapoda; Cambaridae. The record is from RefSeq and is a predicted model, not a curated record. Gene Ontology annotation, cellular component: extracellular region.
GCACGGAUGAAGCACACACCAUACCAGCGACCAGUCCCUCUCUCAGGACUCUCUAGACCUCCGAGGCAGUCUUCGUGGUGCUGGUCUGUGUAGAUCCGAGACUCGUCCCCCUCCAGCUAUGGUUUCCUUCAGAACGAUGUGGUCGUUGGUGGUGGUAGUGGUGGUGGUGGCAGCGAGUCUGGGCUCGUCUGGUGUCCAUGGACGGUCCGUUGAAGGGUCGUCGAGGAUGGAGCGACUGUUGUCGUCUGGGUCGUCAUCGUCGGAACCUCUCAGCUUCCUCUCCCAAGACCAGAGCGUCAACAAGCGACAGGUGUUCGACCAGGCUUGUAAAGGAAUAUACGACAGAGCCAUCUUCAAGAAGCUUGACCGAGUGUGUGAAGAUUGUUACAACUUGUACCGUAAACCCUACGUCGCCACCACCUGCAGACAAAACUGCUAUGCCAAUUCCGUCUUUCGUCAAUGCCUUGACGACCUUCUCUUGAUAGACGUUGUUGACGAGUACAUCUCCGGCGUCCAAACUGUCGGCAAGUAAGGUGACAGAUCUGUCACCCCGACCUGCCCUCUUCUCACCACGACCUGCCCUCUCUCACCACGACCUGCCCUCUCUCACCACGACCUGUCCUCUCUCACCACGACCUGUCCUCUGCCACCGCGACAAGCCAUUUCUCCACCACUACCACCAACACGACAUGCCCUCUCUCCACCACUACCACCACCACAACCUGAUCUCUUCCACCAUGACCUACCUUCUCCCUCCACGACUUGCCUUCUUCCUUAACGACGAACGCUCUCCCCACCACUAGGAUUUGAUCCUCUCUCCACCAUUACAACCCCUACCACCUGCCCUAUGAACAUUAUUACCACCACCACCACUACAACCUACCGUCUCUCCACCACUACAAUCUACAGUCUCAACACAACUACAACCACCACGGCCUGUCGUCUCUCCAUCACUAGACACCUUUGAGCAACUCAAGACAUCUCUUGGCACAGAUGGACAUAUCUGGGCACGGUUGGACUCAUCUUGACACAUCUUGGCACAGGUGGACAUUUUUUGGCACAGUCUGACAUAUCGGGGCACAGUUGGACACAUCAAAGCACAAUUGGACACAGCUUAGCACAGUUAGACAUUUCUCUGCACAGUUGGUCACAGCUGGACUCAGUUGGACAACAUUUGGGCACAGUUUGACAUUUCAGGGCACAGCUGGACACAUCUGGGCACAGCUGAACUUAUCUGGACACAGUUGGACACAUCUUGGCACAACUGGAUACACUAAGCCAUAUUUGAAGUGCAUUUGGGUUACUUGCGAACGUCAAGGAAAAUCGGCUAGCGUGUGGCAUUGCAUUCUAAGGACACACAUUGGUCAUCUAGCUGCCGGGAGGCUUGCUUGGGUGUCCGUGGUUAAGCUAUGGACGCCAAUGAACCUCAAAGGAUGCCAACGGAUGCCGGCAUCCGGCAGACGCCCGUAGAUGCCAGCAAACGCCUGUAGAUGCCAGUAGACGCAUAUGUGUGCCAACGGACGGCCAUAAGUGUCUCGACGCUUACGACAAGAGCAGUCGGGUCAUGGGGCACUCCAAGCCUUCGGAGCUCUCUCAACAAAGUUGAUAACUAAUCUGAGAAUAUGUUCUUUCUUUGACCACGAGACACCGCCUGUGCCAGAAGUCACUGUCACUUGUGCUUGGAGUCACGGUGCCAAGCUUACAGUCGUGGCUGACGACGCCGUGCUAUUAUCUGUAUACAUGUAUACAUUAUCUAUAUACAAGUAUAGACAGACACGGAAGCUUAUACAUAUAUCCAUGUUUAUUUAUCUUAAGCCAUCGAUUUUAAGGUGUAAUAUUAGUAUUUACCUGAGCCAAGUUAAAUAGUUACUAUCGUAUAUGUAUGAGAGAUAGAGAGUUGAUAUAGAGGUAUAAGAGGUAGGGCUCAGCUUGACACAGUUAUCCCUCUCAGCCACAUUUUCAGUCAUGUUUUUAGAGAAAACAAUUAUAUUUUCUUACUGAAGUUUAUUCAGUAAGAAAAUACUGUACUAAUUUUUACUGAAGUUAGACUCUUUCAAACAAAACUGUUCAUACACACUCUUAGAUAUACAAGUACAAUAUACAAAAGUGAUAUACACACAUGAAGGGCAGCUGGUCACGGGAUAACUUGCUAUAUUUUGUGUACUGUAUUGAACCGUCGGACCGUCUGGGAGAUGAAGGCUUCUCUGGUAACACUACUUGCCUAUAUUGUGUAGGCAUUAAUGAACCUCAUUUUCUAUACCAAAGAUUAAUGUAAUGAGACAAACAGACAGACAGACAGACAGGAAAUAAGACAAACAAAUUUACUAGUGGUGGAGCGCUGCGACUAUCAACACCUCUUGUGUUUAUGAGAAUAAAACUGCAUCAAAU